AUGUACUUACCCCUCUCAGGUCAAUAUUUUGACACGCAUCAUACUUGGAGUGUUUGUUGUUCCGCUACUAGCAGUGAAGUUGUAAAAAUUGGGGUAAAUGCUAGACGUAAUGUAACCUACGCUAUCGGUAACACAACAUGGGGAUUCGAGAACGUCGAAAAGCAAUGA
Sclerotinia sclerotiorum 1980 UF-70 is the source of this 168-nucleotide messenger RNA. RefSeq lists its product with no specific name. Lineage: Eukaryota; Fungi; Ascomycota; Leotiomycetes; Helotiales; Sclerotiniaceae. The coding region runs from base 1 to 168 and encodes 55 amino acids. The record is from RefSeq and is a predicted model, not a curated record. The transcript has 3 exons.